Emiliania huxleyi CCMP1516 is the source of this 3315-nucleotide messenger RNA. RefSeq lists its product as hypothetical. The coding region runs from base 1 to 3315 and encodes 1104 amino acids. The transcript is spliced from 7 exons. The record is from RefSeq and is a predicted model, not a curated record. NCBI's taxonomy places the organism in Eukaryota, Haptophyta, Isochrysidales, Noelaerhabdaceae.
AUGAUCUGGCCAUUUUUUCUUUGCUUUGCUCUCGUUGGGUUCCUUUUCCUUGCGUACUCCCUGCUGACAAGUGCACUGACAAUUGGCGACCUGUUUGCUUACCAGACCAUGAGCAGCCUUAUGAUUGUCAAAGCGUGGUACGGAUUGCGACACUAUGGUGCAAAUACCAAGCUACUGAUCAUCAACCUGGGUAUUCAAAUCAAGUGGGUCUUUGACUGGUAUUUUUGCCUUGCGCCAGCUGCACUUGCGAUAUGCGGCAUCAUCCUGCUCGUUGCUUGGGGCUUUGCAAUCUACGAUUUCGUGCGAUCCCUCCUAUACUUCGCCAGGUAUGCAUGCCUCGUCGCCUUUGAGGUCAUCACCAGCACUACUGUCAAAACUGUUUGCUUCAUUUGGACACCUAUUACCACCACCAUCUCCUUUGGGUGCCCGUAUGCAAUCGUUUGCGUCAGCAUCUAUCGCGACUUCCUUCGGAGGUUUCUCAACUUCGUCAGUCCAGUCGUGAGGGAGCACUAUGCCGAGCUAACUCCUUUGUCCGAUGUUUGCGAACCGAUCGACACUGGCCACCGAAAGCCGUUGCCCUCCUCGCUUUGCCCCCAAUGCCUCCAUGGACUUGUCGAGUGCUUCCAUUGCACCUACCAUGGCAUGGCAGAAAAUCCAUGGGUGUGCGGGAACGCCCUUCGACCCAAUGCCAACGAGAGGCCUAUGCCGUGGAAAUUCUGGAUGUGUCGUAACCUCCAUUUGGCGUUUUCUUUGUACGACGAUGCUCUUGCCGCCAUUUAUGCUCGGCUUCUCCACCUUCACGUUUGGGCCACUCUCCGUUGCCUGCAGUAUCGUAGUGGUGAAUACAUCGUCAUUUACGUGUGCAAUUUUGGUUUGAUCAUGACACGCAAGGCCCUAUACUACUUUAUUGGCUUUGCUACCAUUUGGCAAAUCGUGUACAUGCUAACCAAUAGCAUCGCAGUUGCUGCCGACCCGCAGGAGACCACCCCUGCCUUUGAUGGCCAGCGUGACUCUUUCGUUGGUUGGUAUAUGCUCUUUACCGGGUACGUCGCGUGGAAGGCUACCGACGCCUACACUAUCGCCGAUGGUUCCGAAACGAAGCCUGAACCGCCCGCAGGAGAAGAACCAGUCAUAUCUGCGCCAAAUAUCAGCAGGGAAGGGGCAGUCACCAAUCAGGCAACCAUCACCGCUGAGACUCGGGCUCGUGACGCUUGGCGCAAACGAACCAAGAAAGUUGAGAAUUGGGAAGAACGCAACCGCAAGCUAUAUGGGCUACUAAUCACCGCCAUGCCAACGUGGCUGCGUACUUCCCUUUUCAACUCUCACUCUGGUGACGGAAGGGCUGCGAUCGUUUACCUACAAUCCACAUUUGAUGCUGGAAAAGGGAAGGGCAAUGAUCAUGCUUACCACCUCGAGCGGCUCACUCGGUCAGUCAUCGAGCCCCGUCGGGAGAUUGACGAGAAGGAUUUACAGAGUCAAUAUGAUUGGAUUAUGACUUGCAAAGCCGCCAUCGAGCGCACUGAGGAAGAUGUGCCCGGAGAAGCUACCUUGAUUGCUUUCUUCGACAACGCUCUUCCACAUUCGUACAGCUCCAUUCGGCAACUUGUGCGCCGUCAGAAACAUGAUACGCUGCUCAAGCAUUAUACCGAUUACCAGGAUAUGGUCCGCGGGGAGCUUGCCUCACGUCGCCCUACGCCGUCCGCCUAUAACGCCAAUCAGGGCAAUGCCAAUCAGGGCAAUGCCAACCACGGCAGUGUGCCAAGCCUCCGACUCAGUGUCCACUCUGUGGUGGCGACCAUCUUGGUGCUUUCUGCCCCAAGGCUCUUUGGCUAUGUCUGCAACGCCGCCUAUGGCGCCAUCGCUCCUCCCACGAUUGCUCCUCCCCCUGGGAUAGCUUCUGCAAUUUGGUCUUUUGUUGACUCCAUGUCUACGCAUUUUAUCGUGCCCGACAUCGCGAUGUUGCACACUGUGACUGACCCGUCACCCGGUAUUGGCGUCGACACCGCCAACGGCCCCUCCUAUGUCGAGGCCAUCGGCACCGCCCUAAUUUGGCUUUAUCAUGGUGGCACUGUUGGCUGGAUAUGCUACGAGUUACCCCAUGUGCUCGUAAUGCCCAAUUGCGACGCCGUGCUUUACUCGACCCGGACAAUGCGCAAUCUGUUUGGAUUUCGACAUGAUUUCGAUUCGUCCAAUCCUGCUAUCAGUUGCCCUGGGCGCCCGAAGAUCUCCAUCAUUGACGAUGGAUAUGGAUUUCGCAUACCCAUCGCCUUUGUGCGCGCCGGCCGACCGUCUCCGUAUGGGCUCAUCCGCAGUAUGGCUGCCGUCGCCGCCGCCGCCCUCCAUUAUGGCCCUGGGCUCGCCCAGUCGACGCUGUACCAUCGACUCGGUUUUCCGUAUCUCGAUCAGUGGCGUCGUACUCUGGAUUCGAUCACCGGACACGGGCUCCCCGCCGAGGCGUCGCUCACCAGCGUUCCCGUCAGCGAUGCCAUCAUUCGCGGCCGCUCUCGCGCUUUGCCAUUCCAUCGGAACCUUGAUGGUGAGCAGCCUGCGCCUGGCGCCGUAUUUUACAUGGAUGGUGCUGGUCCGCUCAUUCCCAGCUUUCCUGAUGGCUACGUGUCUUACUGUGUCGCUGUCGACGCCGGGUCCGGUUUCGGACGUAUUUGGCCGUCGCAUCGUGCCCAGCUCGACGCCGCCACUGCAGCCCGCUGCCUCGAGGCCUUUAUUGCCCAGCAGAAUUCCCAUGCUGAGCGCUUCAUCGGCAUCGUUUUUGGCACCGCUCGAGUUCUCCUCGCCGCCGCCAAUUUGCCGCCUACGUUUCAUCCGUUUGCACUGCAGACCGCUGCAUGGUUACAGAAUCGCCUCCCACGAUCGACGCGCAAUUGGCAGUCGCCCUUUCACCUCCUCAGUCGUACGCUACCAUCCGUCGAGAACGUGUACGCCUUUGGUUGCUUGUGCGCUGCUGUCAUCCCUGUGCCUCGUCGUGAGGGCGACCGCCACCUUGCUGACCGCGGUGGCAUGGGCCUCUACCUCGGGCCCUCCGAAGUCAGCCCUGGACACGUCGUGUAUUUGUUUGCGUCCAAGAUCGUCCAGGUUGUUGCCAAAAUUCGCGUUUGGGAAGAUCAGUUUCCUGGGCUCAAGGGACAUCGGGCCGCGACCAGCGCAAUGUUCGUCCCUCAACCGCCGGAGCUUGGUCACUUUGCUUGCUCGUUCCUGAGUUACUACGUCGUUCCUACUGCGUGCCUCGCCGUCAACAUGUCUGCCGCCCUCAUCUCCAAUGCCGUCUACUGCGAAUCAUGGUGCACUACGAGUGCCUAA